AUUAUAUAUUUUUGUUACAUCAUUUUACGUGUUUUGUUUGUUUAAUAAUAACGAGGUUAUUUGUCAUGUUUAUUUAAUGACAAUAAGAUUGAAGAACAAAUCAAUGAUAAUGUAAAGCUGUAGUGCGAAUAUAUUUCUUUUUCUGAAUAUAUAAAGUCCUUCAUGUUGGAGUCAUUAAAUGCACUACAGUCUCAAAUCCAUUUAGUUGCAAAGACAGUUGAUCAAGUGGUAAUGAAUGGCCGGAGAAAGGUGUUAAUGUUUCAUGGCAUUCCUGAACAACUGAAUGAAGAUACCUCUCAGCUUAUAUCACGGGUUGUUCUAGACAAAUUAAAAGCUGAUGGUUUUGCAAUCGGGGAUAUUAAAGAAUCAUACAGGCUGGGUCGAUCCAGUAACCACAAUAAGCCUCGACCUAUUAUUGCUAAAUUUCAGCUGAAUAGUACUCGAAGCAGGAUUUGGUCCAGCAAGUCAAAGCUGAAGAAUACUGGUAUAACCUUGUCUGAAUACUUGACGCAUUCUCGUCGCACUGUGUUUAUGGCUACCCGUGAAAAGUAUGGAGUCAAUAGAUGUUGGACUCGUGAUGGCGUCAUACUCGUGCUUGGCCUUAACAAUACCCGGCAUCGCAUCACAUGCAUGGAAGAGCUAUAUUCGAUUGACCCCGAGCCUGCCAACUCUGUAGCUUCUCUGAAAACCGCACCCAAAACACGACGGAUUGCAGCCACAAAGAAGUAAUGUACACGAUCUUGCAUUCAUUAAUUUUCUUGUUUUUAUAUUUUGCAUAGUCCACCUCAGUCUACCUUCUGUUAACUUUAUUUUGAUUAUUACUGAAUAAUGGGUAGUCACUGAAAAUAAUAUAAUUUUGUUUCUUUUUAAUAUUUUGAAAUUUACUUGUUGUAUUCAGUUUGAUUGUUUAUGUGAAUGUCAAAAAUGAAACGUCAGUUUUGAUUUUUUUAUAUGUUACAAUAGAAUCUUAGACCAUACAGCCA
This is a messenger RNA of Diatraea saccharalis (sugarcane borer), 983 nucleotides long. The record is from the annotation of a GenBank genome assembly. Lineage: Eukaryota; Metazoa; Arthropoda; Insecta; Lepidoptera; Crambidae.